UCAGGCUCAUUUAAAAAAGGUUUGGCACUCCUCAAAGUUCUUGACUUGGGCUUUGUUUCAGGAAUUGUUGAGGAGUGAACCUGUUGGGUGGGGGAAGAUUUGGAGAAUGAGAACAGCUCUUAUAAUUCUGGGUUUGACCCUCUCUUUGGUUGCUACUGCAACCGCCAGAACCCAUUUUACUCGUUACCGCUCAUGGAAUUCACGAAUGUACCCAGUGUGGAGAGAUGGUGAUCCUCGAUACAGGGACUGCUGGAAAGGUGGACAGGUAACAUUUGACAUCAAAAAUGAUGCCCCAACCCUGGUAGGAGCCAAAACAACAUUCAAUAUUAAUGUUCAUCCUCCGGGGAAUCAGACAGUGCUGCCUAACGGGACAGUGGUGUGGAGCCAAAACUGCACUGUUAAUGGAACCCAGUACAUAAAGGGUGAACAUGUUUACCCAGAAUUCAACACUUCCCAAGAAUGGACUGGGGUUUUUCCUGAUGGUACACCAUUCACUACAACAUUGGCUAAGAAACCUCGCUUCAUCUUUGUGUGGAAGACUUGGGGUCAAUUUUGGCAAGUGGCUGGCGGUCCUUCCUCUGUACUCACUAUUGGAACAGACAAUGUGCCACUGGGCUCUUACAACAUGGAGGUGGUUAUUUAUCACUGCCGCGGAAAAGACAGGUUCAUCCCUCUUGGAUAUGCGUCUACACAGUUCUCUGUCACAGAUCAGAUUCCAUUUGUAGUGACUCUCUCCCAGACUGGUGAUGUUAACCAGGCAGAUCAGAGCUUUAUCCAGAACCGACCUGUUACCUUCAACGUUGGUGUCCAUGACCCUAGCCAAUACCUCAGUGGGGCUGACAUCACCUUUACAUGGGACUUUGGGGACAACAGUGGGACACUCAUCUCCCGUCAACCCUCUGUUACACACACUUACCUCUCAAUUGGCUCAUUUAGGCCACAGCUUAUGCUGAUGGCUGCUAUCCCAAAUGGCUGUGUUCCAAAUCCAACUGCUGGUGGGGUCGUAACUGCAGCCCAAGCAAUUACAGUUGCAACAGAAGCUCCAUCUGCAGAAACCAUCAAUAUGGCCGCCUCUCCUGAUCCAGUAGCAGCUAACAACUUAGCUGCAGCUACGGCCGAUGAUCAAGAGGCAGUAACUCCUUCUGAAAAUCAAGUUUCCGAUGUUCUAGCCACUGGUGAAACAGUUACAGAUGGUAUUGUAGAAGCAGAGGGCCUUACAGUUAUUGAUGCUGCAGCAACUGUCAUCCCUCUUGAAGAGGGUGUAGCUGUCACCGAUGACACAGUUCUGGAAGCUGCAGCAGCUGCAAAUGGAGAGACAGACACUUCAGCACCGGCUGCCGAUAUUAUAAUUAAUAAUGUGGCCACAGAUGCUACUGUUGUUCAGACAGUGCCAUCUAUAGUACCAGUGGUUGAGGGUGAGAUUGUGGAAACUGAAGCUAUUCCAAAUGAAGUCAUAGCUGAAGCUGUAAUUACUGAUACUGCUACAGUUGCUGUUAUUCCUACCACAGCCCAAAUAACACAGAAUGAGAUAGUUGGUGAAGGAACAGAGGAAACACAGGAUGCUUUGAAUAUUGCAAAACGACAAGCUCCAGAAAUACCAGCUGAGGGAAACUGCAUGAUUUACCGCUAUGGCUCUUUCUCCUCAACUUUGGAUGUUGUUCAGGGAAUUGAAAGUGUGGAGAUUGUGGAGAUGAGUAAUGUUGCCGUUUUGGCCACCAACUUGGAGCAGAAUGCCGUGGAUCUCACAGUUACCUGCCAAGGAAGCUUGCCAAGUGAAGUGUGUACCAUGGUGAUGGACUCAGACUGCAUCAGUCCUUUGCAGACGGAGUGUAAUGCUGUGACUCCAACAGAGUGCCAGAUGAUCCUCCGCCGUUUCUUUAAUGACUCUGGAACUUUCUGCAUUAAUGUGUCUCUGACUAAUGAUGUCAGUUUUGCUGUAGCCAGUGCAAGGCUCAGUGUCACUGUGGAUUCAGGCUCCUCCACAGCAGGUGCUGCCACUGCGGUACUUGGUGUUCUUCUACUUGUCUGUGCUGUAGGCACCAUCGCUUUAACUUACCGACGAAUGAAGGCAUACCGUGUGCUCAAAGAGAACUUGACAGACGGCAUCAUGGGUAUUUCUGGUUUGAAGUCUGUUCCAAUGAUAGCAUGGAACUUUCUGACCCGACAGAGCACUGGAGAGAGUCGCCCUCUGCUGCAGGGGAGAGUGGUGUGAACACACACACAAACACACACACACUAGCUCACUAUACACAAUCCACACAUACUUAUGUUUGUGCUGAUGUAACAUUCACAUAAUACAAUUAGUGGCUAAUGUUUAUUUAGGUUUACAAUAGUAUUACAGUGUUAUGACCAGAAUUAUGGGACAAGAAUGCAAUGCUGGUUUUGUCCCAGGUAAAAAAAAAAAAAAGCUUGACCUUAUCUUAAGAGUGAAAAAAUUGGCCUGCUUCUGAACAUAAUGCAAGGGAAUUAUGUUAAAUGUUUUGAAUAUAGAAAUGUUAUGGCUUAACUGAUUAUCACUGCAUGCCUAAUACCCACACUCCACCACACGCUGUGUUAGCACUGUGUUUUCAAGGAAAAUGGAUGAAUAAUUUGAAUAAAGUAUACCAGAGGAAAAAGUAUAAUGAAUUAGGAAUAAAGUAUACCACUAUGCAGGACUACAACAUGCAUUUAACACACAUUCUUAAAAGAGAGGUAGAUAGGAUUCAUUUCUUUGAUAUAUUGAUCGUGACUUGAAAUUAAUGAAAGAAAACUAUGUCCUUUACCUUGAUCAGUGUUAAUUAUGCAGUAACUGUUUCUGUUAAUUGAUACAGAUCAUUAUGUGUAACAAAAAAUCCUAGCAGAUAAUGAUGAUGUAGUUCAUAUCUGUUAAGUUUAAGGUGCUAUGCUUUUCUCUGUUACUAAAGACAUGUUCUCCUGCAAUAAAGACAUUUUUUGUGCUUUACAA
Molecule: messenger RNA, 2944 nt
Organism: Hemibagrus wyckioides
Lineage: Eukaryota; Metazoa; Chordata; Actinopteri; Siluriformes; Bagridae
Gene: pmela
Product: premelanosome protein a
Exons: 12
Coding region: 107-2212 (701 amino acids)
Biological process (GO): melanosome organization
Cellular component (GO): melanosome
Source: RefSeq, a predicted model, not a curated record